Klebsormidium nitens is the source of this 1446-nucleotide messenger RNA. The record is from the annotation of a GenBank genome assembly. Lineage: Eukaryota; Viridiplantae; Streptophyta; Klebsormidiophyceae; Klebsormidiales; Klebsormidiaceae.
AUGUACAGCCCAACCGUCGAGGCUGGCGUGAACUUCGACGAGGAUUGGUUCCACACCAAAUUCCUCUACAUGUGCCGCAAGAGCACGACGGCUCGGGCAGCCUGGCAAGCGUCGCUGCGGGUCCGGCGAACGCAGAGCUCGCUGGUCCAUUCUUUCGUCCAGGAGUCCAUCUCUGUUGUGCUCGACUGUGCGCCAGUGAUCCCAGCCUCCUGUCUUCACACUUAUGGUCAGACUUCGACGGCGAUGGCGGCGCGGACACCCGACUCAAGCGACGAGUCAUCUUCGCAGGAGGGCAACCGCUUGGACGAGCAAGUUGCGGGCGGAUCUUCUCUCGACCAGCCGUCGAGCCCCUACCAGCCAGCCGUGGAGGCUGCGACUUCGAAGCAGCAGCUCAAGCGGUCCUUCAUUCCCCCACGCCGCGUCACCGUAGCGGAGACGCUGCAGUAUCUACAAGCCUGCACCACCCAUCAGACGGCUGCGUGGAGGCGGGUCCCUGCGCGCGCAGAGGGCUCUGCCCAACCUGUUCGGCUGAUCGAGGACGGCCCCCUCUUCCGGGCCUUUGUGCACACCGAGGCGGAGCGGCAGAACUCUGACGCGCGGCUCCUUCAGGAAUUCCAGCUGCAGUUGCGCGAGCUGGCCACGUACGAGGCCUGCCAGUACUACGGCCUGAAGAACAUUGACGAGCACUUCUUCAAGGAGACCCAAGCCGCCUUCAAGCCCCCGUUUUCGGAGCAGCUCGACUUCUUGAAGGUGAUAGUGAAGGGGAAGUUUCUUGACGAGGGGACGGUGGGUCGCAAGAGCAACGAGGUCGUCAUGGUGGAGACUGCACGGACGUUGCUUCAGGACAUGGGCCUUGCGCAUGCAUUCGACGUGGCUGGGGAGACUCGCUCGCUGCUGGAAGGCGGACUUAGAGAUCGGCUGCUGAGGUCGGAUCUGUUCAAAGGCCGCCCUACGUGCGCUGGUGCAAAAGCGGCAAUGGGUGAGCGUGCCGUUUCUAAGAUGUUUGGCAUCGACUUGCCGGCACCCAGAGAGGGAAAAGCUCAUCUCGACCCGGGCCAGUUCAAGACCGUAAUAAAUGAAGUGCUCGCGUUCAUGGGCCUCAAAGUUGGGAAGCAGAUCGAGGUGAAGCGUCCACGGCGAGGGAAAGGGAAGCAGAACGAGUCGGGGUCUGGAAAUAGCGACUACAAGUACGAGCUGGAGCGAAAGUACGUUGUCAGGAUGGCAAAGCUUGUCAAGUUGCAGUUUCGUGAAGUCCCUCGAGUCUGGCAGUAUAGGGGGGAGCUGAGCCCCGCACUUCGAGAGUACCUCGACAGCGUAGAUGCGAGUGACUUGGAUCACCUGCUACGGAGGCCGUCUGGCCAUCCGUUGUUGGAGAAUCUUGCUGCGCCAGACGCAUUGGGCGAGGAUUGUAUUAUUAAUCCGAGAAAUAGGUUGCCGAGUGAUUAG